Molecule: messenger RNA, 224 nt
Organism: Candidula unifasciata
Lineage: Eukaryota; Metazoa; Mollusca; Gastropoda; Stylommatophora; Geomitridae
Source: the annotation of a GenBank genome assembly
GCCAAUAGCCAUGUUUUUAAAAGGAAUAAACCAAUGAAUGUAAACCAUAAAGAGCGAACUAAAGAAAAUUAUUACGCUACCCAUCUAGGUAUAUUCAUCUCAACAAGCAGUGUCAACAUUGAAGUGGGAGAAGCAGCCAAAUUAAAUAAAAAUAACAAUGCAAUUAAUUUUUUUUUGUGUAACUGUUACGGCCACUUACGCUUCCGAUGUAUGUUUAAGAAACA